GCAUGUCAUCUGGCCCAGCGACCUCCGGCUCAUCAUCGGCUCACACCGAGACCCAAGUGGUGGAUGAGAUUCCGGAGGCACUCAACACUAUAUUGCUGAUGGUGGUAAAGAACUUCUUCUCAAGUGAGCACUUUAUCAUCGUCUACCACAUAAUGCGAGCCCAGUGCAUUCGCGAGGAAAAUCUCAAAGCCCGAAUACAAUUCGAUCAGAAAAUGCUCAGACAGCUCCUCGCGUCUCUGAAAGCUGAAAAACUCGUGAAAGAGCGCACGAUUACGCAGAAAAACGAGAAUAAUCGAACGGUUUCCAUCAUUUUCUACUAUAUAAACUAUCGGGCUGUGCUCAACGUGGUGCGCUACAAAAUCGAUCACAUGAGACAAAAACUCGAGUCCCGAGAGCAAAUGGACACAAAUCGAGCUCACUAUCGAUGUGGAGCGUGUCAGAGUUCUUAUGAUAUGCUGGAAAUCAAUCGGAUAUUGGACGCUGAAAGCGGGCGGCUUAUUUGCUGGCGGUGCCACGGAGAUGUGUUGGCGGAUGAGACGGUAGUACCAUCGAGGACGACGAGAACCGCUGUGGCACGCUUCAACGAACAAAUGACACCGCUCUUCUCUCAUAUUUGUGCUCUAAACGGUAUCCAAUUGGCUCCGCAUCUCCUUGAACCGGAUAUCACGAAAUAUUUGGAAGAUGACAAAGAACUGCAACUACAGCAACAACAAAUGGACUUUACGUCGGGUGGAGGUGGUGGUGGACGGAUACAGUUGGGAGGAGUCGCUCAUUCUUAUCAAAAUAUCGCUUCGAUCAAUUAUCAGAAUGGAGAUGCAGUUUUUGUGGAUUUAAAUGCGGAUAUUAAUAAGGGUCCUGUGGAAGAAGCCAAAAUUAUGCCAGAAUGGCUCAAGGAUAAUGCAAUAGGCGGUGGUGAAGCUUCACACAAUGAGCAUGUACUGGAUCAGGCCAAAACCGAGGAAGAAGAAACAUCAACGAAACAGCGACGUUAUGGACCAUCUCUGGACUAUCUGAAGGAGAUUGAGUGCAGUUCGGAGGAAUCUGCUCCAAAUGUCAAAAUUGAAGAGCCACCUGCCAAGCAAAUAAAGAUGGAAGUCGACGAGGAAGCUAUCAAAAUGGAAGUUGACAACGACGAAAGUGAGGAGGAAGACUUGAUCCACGUGGCGGGGCGAGCACUUCCGCUGAGCCAAAUCACACCUCGAAUGGUCGAGAACGAGAUGAGUGAGCUGGAGAAGGAGAGCUAUUGCAGUGUUGUGCAGGAUCUUUUUGCAAUGUUCUUUUCUCAACAAAUUGCUAUUCAUUAAGUCUCGGUUUUUUGAGAUAUUACCGCCAAAAUUUAGUGAUGUCUAGGAUGGUAUAGAGGAUUGUUUACUCUCCAAUUCUCCUAAUACCGUCAAAAUGACAAAUUGCCUUGAAAUUUUUAUAUUUUCCCCUACCAUUCCCUCUAGUUUUUCACCUGUUUCAUCAUCAUUUCAUCACGGUUCAAAUCCUUUUUUAUUUUUUUUCUCGUUCCAGAAAUUUACUAUUGUUUUAAAAAUAAUAUUAUUAUGAUUGUGUUGUUUUACUCUCAUCAUUUUACACCAUUUAUUCGAGUACAUUUCAAAAAUGAAACUUUAUUUCGCGAGAUUG
Caenorhabditis elegans is the source of this 1629-nucleotide messenger RNA. RefSeq names its product HTH TFE/IIEalpha-type domain-containing protein (gene gtf-2E1). Bases 3 to 1304 code for a protein of 433 amino acids. The record is from RefSeq and is marked reviewed. The transcript has 9 exons. NCBI's taxonomy places the organism in Eukaryota, Metazoa, Nematoda, Chromadorea, Rhabditida, Rhabditidae.